Molecule: messenger RNA, 6961 nt
Organism: Toxorhynchites rutilus septentrionalis
Lineage: Eukaryota; Metazoa; Arthropoda; Insecta; Diptera; Culicidae
Gene: kek5
Product: leucine-rich repeat-containing protein 24
Exons: 6
Coding region: 2109-4676 (855 amino acids)
Molecular function (GO): protein binding
Source: RefSeq, a predicted model, not a curated record
UGGCUCUCCAGUUUCACUCGGGACGUCGGUCGGCUCAGACUCGUAGUCUACGCACAACGGUAAAGCGCGCGUGUUUGCUUGCUGCAUCUGCGAGCGAGAGUGUAGGAGGUCGUGUGUUUACGCUUUUGUCACGCAACACGCUCAGCGCCCUGAGUGAGUGAGCUAGUGAGGGUGCCAGCGGGAUGCGAAAGAUUGGGUUUGUGCAGUCAGUUUCCGGUGCGAUUAUGAAGGAAAAGAAAAACAAUAGAAAAGUGAUGUGGUGAUUGUGCUGAAAGUUGUGGAUUCGGCCUACUUUGUCUGUAUGGAAUUGAGGCAAAAGGUGCCUUCUUUUUUUCGUGUUGCAUGCGAACAACAACGAGAAGAAAAAGAGUGGUGUUCUUUUUGUGUUGGUGUGGCGAUGGUGGAUUUUGUUAGCAGCAGGCCGUGCGCGAGCGAAUGAUGAUAUGAAGAAGAAAAAGUGCGGUGGAAGAAGAAUUCAGCUAAAUAAAGGUUGCUUUGAGAGUACUGGAGGAGAGCGAUAAAAGUGUGCACCACCGUUGCUCCGGAGGAACAUAAUUGGUACCGUUCUGUUCGUUGUUCGAAGCAGCGCGCUCUAAGCGCUCAAACGAAGUCGGCCACAGAAGAAGAUAAAGUGACAACGACAGCUGUGUCGGUGUGAAGUUCUGUUUUGCUGUAGACCGAGAGUUCAAAUCCAAGGCCUACUGCAGCCUCUCAUGAAUGGUGUGGUGUGCGGCGAUGGAGAAGAGGAGAGGUUUGUGAUCGAUUUUGUUGUGAGGCACAGAUCAUCACCUACACACAUACGAUAGGAUAGCUAACCUAUACAUUUCUCGCGAACCGGUUCCUCGCUGCUGACCGGGAUAAGAACGUGAAGAGAACGGUAAACAAAACCUCGGACUAAUCAUCGGUGCGUGUGUUUGUGUUCGGUGCCCUCGUGAAGCAUACGCCUAGGGUUACGUCGAGGACUGCGCCAAUAAAAGCGCAUUACAUGAAACAAGAAGAAGAAAAUUACACGCUUGACUUACCUUCAACUGCAACAACAACAACAACAACAACAGCAACCGUAACGCGGGGUGGGAGAGGGCAGUGUUCCUGGCGCAGUUCCCCAUGUAAAGGUUUUCUGGUGAAACAUGCACACGAUUGCUUCGAUGAUGGCGCAGUGAGCGCUGCCAUAUGAUAUUGCAGUGAAAUAAUUAUAUUUAUACACACCUCUAUACUGAAGGCACGCUUCAGCGAUCCCACGGUGUCUAAGAUCGAGCGGGGAGCCCGAAGUCCAGCGGUGAAGAGGGUGAAAAUUUGUUUUUCGAUUAAGUGCGAAUAAAAGUGGGAGCGAAAGAUGGAGAGUUAAUUAAGUAAUCGAAGAAAGAAGAAGCAUUCCGAGAAAAGGGAGGAAAGUGUUUGUGUGUGCAUAUAUAUUUAUUUUUUGUGUGUUCCAGAAUUGAGUGCAAAGUCGAGAGAGAAGCCAAAUUAAUGAUUAAUUAAAAGUAAAGUGAAGCAGCAUCCAAGCGCGCUCCGUCAAACUGGAAUAUACAGAGGUGCGCACACACACACGAGCCAAACAGAAAAGAUAAACUGUGUCUGAGCAAACACGCAUCAAAUCCCAGCGGACUUCGAGAUCAACGGGCUGCAACACAUUCCACCAAACAACAAACAGGUCUCUUUUCCCUGCCGAAUGCCAACGGAGAGAACGACGAGAGGUGAUGUCUGUUCCUGCGACAUGUGAUAAAACCUUUAUGCUGUUGGAAUUUUGAUGAGGUGAGUGAUGAAUUCGAAUUGCCAUACGAAAAGGAAAAAAAUGGAUGGAUAGUCAGUAAUGGUUGUUUUUUUUCUUCACUACGAUUUAUCUGGCUGCAUCCAACCACAUACACAGAAGGAGAACGAAACAUUUAUGUCUGUACGUGAAAAACGAAUCGACGGCCAUAUCUAAGAACGAUAACAAACAACGAGGUAAACAAGGCAUAACUAAGCAGCAGCUGUGAACAAACGAGACGAGGCACGCGCGCGUUUUCGCUUUAAUGAUACCACAUCAAAGCUAACGGUGGCGAUAGCAAGGUAGAUUCAAAAAAAAAAUCAAACCCCAACCUGGAACCUAAAACCGACACAGCACAACGAUGGACGACUAUCACCAGCGAUGCCAGCGGGGGAGAUGGCGCUCUGCUGCUGCUGCGGUAGUGUUUCCUUCCCUCUGGACCACCGGACUGAUCGUGACGACCCUGCUGAUGCUGCUGCUGGCCGGAAGCACGGGAGCGGAGACGGAAAAGGAUUUCACCCAGCAGUGCAACAAGUGUCGGUGCAGCUGGAAGAGCGGCAAAAGAAAUGCGGACUGUACCAGCCUGGGGCUCGAGUUCAUUCCGAACGAUUUGAGCUCGGAGCUGCAGCUACUCGAUCUGUCCAACAAUCGGAUCGGAGAGAUCCGCGCGCACGAGUUGAUGCAUGGGAAUCAGCAGAAUUUACACAAGCUGUACAUCAAAAACAGCACGAUCGAAAGUUUGCACCGGGAUGCGUUCCGGAAUCUGUUGAUCCUGAUCGAGCUGGAUCUGUCGAUGAAUAAAGUGAAGCGAUUGGAUCCGGGUCUGUUCGAUGAUUUGCUGAAGCUGCGCGUUCUGAUUCUUAACCACAACCAAAUCGAGCGGAUCGAAAAUAAUUUGUUCCAGAAUUUGGUGUACUUGACCAAGGUGGAGCUGCGGGAUAAUUCUAUCUAUCGGAUAGCACAGCACAGUUUCAAUAACGUUCCGAUGCUGUCCCAGAUCGAGCUGGACUUCAAUGAGCUGAGGAUCCUGCGUCGUGAGACGUUUAUUAACUUGGAGAAGUUGGCCAGCCUCUCGUUGACGAACAAUCCCUGGAACUGUAGCUGUGCGCUGCGAAAUUUCAGCGAGUUCAUUAUGACCCGCAGUUUGUAUCGGAAUCCAACGACCUGUGCGGAUCCACCGCUUCUGGCUGGUAAAGGGUGGAACGACAUCCAUCUGGACGAGUUCGCCUGUCGACCACAGAUCAUAGAGAAUCGUAUUAUAUACCCAGGGGAUGGGGAAAACGCCACCAUCACGUGUCGGGUUAUCGGCCAACCGCUUCCCAAGGUGGACUGGUUGUUCCACAAGCGACCGUUUCCCAAGAAUGACAAGCGCCUGAGCGUUACCUAUGCCGUGCGAACGAACGGUAAGGAUUCGAAUGAGAUUCUGGUCUCGGAGUUGACCAUUGUGGGGGUGAAACCCUCGGAUAGGGGCGCGUAUGUGUGCAAGGCGACCAAUACCGGUGGGACGGAUGAGAGCGAACAGUUCUUCGAUCUGAAGAAGGAACCCGCCAAAAUUCCGCCCAAUCGAACGAACGAUAUCCUGUGGAUCGUUCUGUUUGUGGUGCUUGCCAUUCUGCUGAUUCUGAUACUGACCAUUGUGAUCCUGUGCUGCGUUUGUCGGAAGGCGAGACGGUUCAAGAAAAACUCCUCGAUCAGCGAGAAUGGGUUGAUGAAUUCGAAGAUGGAUAAAUCGACGGAUGGUUCGGUGCUCGACGGGGGUUCGGUCAUAAUGGAGAUGCAGAAAAGCCUGUUGACCGAGGUUAACCCAGUCGAGAAACCUCCGCGGCGGGCGGAUAUAGAGGCGAACGAGAAGGUGGACUACGACGAAGGGCACGAGGUUAAGAAGACACUGCUGGAAGAAACGGGAUUUGCCACUCAGGAUGAGGAAACCGCCUCGGUUGCUCUGUCGGACACAACGCCGCGUUCGAGGGCCGCCUACGUUGAGGAUGGGUACGGUGCCACGCUGCCGCCGGAUCUGCUAGCCUUCCCGUCCACUCGCUUUCCCCAGUCGCCUUCGAUCCAGAGCUCGAUGUCGAACAUCCACGACGGACGAAUAUACGGCAAGUCGCCCCUUUCGAGUCCAAUCUAUCAGCACAGUCCGGGUAUUUUGGGGGCCUCUGCCAGCGGUCAAGUUCCUGCCGGUUUCCGCACGCUGCAGCACCCGAAGACGGGCCGAACGAUAGCGAUCGCAGCGCAGCGAGCAAAUUCACCCUUCACACCGGCGCCCCUCAUCUAUCCCCAGGUGGUGAUGAAGCAAGGUUACGUGACCAUUCCGAGGAAGCCUCGCACCCCCAGUUGGACCCCUUCCGUCACCUCCACGGCAACCACGGCUGAGUUGCUUCCACCCACGAGCCCAACCUCCACCGGAGAACUGCUGGCCGCGGCGGAACCGGUGUACGACAAUCUGGGCCUCCGAACGACGGCUUCCGGGAAUUCGACGCUCAAACUGAACAAAAGCGCCAAGGCUGGACCAAGCAGCAACAGUACGUACAGUAUGAAGAAUCGACCCCUUCCAGCGACGCCCGGUGGACAGAUUGCCACGGGGGCAGCGGCAGCCAACAGCACCAGCAACUACGAAUCGAUUCCAGAAGCGGGAGGAGGAACAGGUGGAGGACAAUCAGCGCUGCUAGCGAAAGCGAUGGCGGCAAACACGUCAACGCUUAGCGGUCUCGAGUCGAUCUACGGCAGAACCACCGGACCCAACAGUAGCAUCCUGAGCAACGGCAGCAACAGCAGCAGCAGUAGGAGUAAAGUUCCCCCACGGCCACCGCCGAAGCCUAAGAAGAAGCCUAGCAUUGCGAGUGGACCGACCGGCAGCAGUGCGCUGGUCAACACGAGCAGCACCAGUCCCUUGUUUGCGGACGAGGGCGAGGACGGAACGGAGGUUUAGUUGCGAUCUCCUCGCGCGGAUCUCGGGCCAGCGGCGCCGCAAUAAAUGACGACGACGACGAAAAUACCGACUAAUUGUCGGUAGUGUGAGUAGCUUUUAAAAGAAAAGAGCAAAAAAAAACUCUUAUAUAUUCGAUAGUAUAUUUGGGGGAAACAUAGUUAAUAGUUAUUUUUUUCUACUCUAUUUAAACGUGCGUAAAUAGUAGGAGUAAAAGAGUGGAAAGCGGAGAAGUAAAACGAUUAGUGUAUAUUGAAAGUGAAAUCGGGAUAAUAGCAUUCAAAGUACUAUUAUGGUUUUUUUUAUAAGAAAACGACAAAAAGUGAACCAUGAAAAAAAAUUCAGCUGACAGAAAUGAUAAAGAUCAAAAAUUUGGAUUAGUAUAAUGUUAUUACCUUAAGUUAGGCUAUAAUAAAGUGGAACGAAAGUGAUGAAGUGAUCGUAAUAAUAGCUAUUUAUUCUAACGGAGGCAAGGUAAACUGCGGACCCGGCGGGGGUGGCUACGAUGAGGAUAGGGAUAGCGAGGGAGGUUGGAAGGGGAAAACGACAAUGGCGAUGAUGGUUCGGAUAGAUUUUUUUUUAAUCGACUGAAUUACGACGGGUGGUAUAUUUACAAAAUAUAGAACUCUGGACGCAGAAGAUACGCUAAUUAAUUUUGUCGUCCCAGCACACGAAUCGUGGUACUUCUCAACCGGAGCGCCCGAGCCCGACAAUUAUUCCGCGACUGACAAAGUGAGGCAAAUUCUUCUGUUUCCAUUAUUUUAAUCUUCAUUGAAAUAUUACUCCACUCUCUAUCUGGCCGUGACUCUGGUGGGGCUGUGGGCUGGACCGGUCUGUGUGAUGGAAGGGAGGAGAGGGAGACCCGGCUGGGAAGCAGUAGAUAAUGACAAGAAAAACAUCCGGCCGUAAUUCGGCGAAAUCAAAAACAAAAGACGGAGGCAGCAAAAAAUUAAUUAAGAAAAAGGGAGCAAUUUUUUGGGCAUUGCCAGGAUUCGAAUUUGGGAUGAAAUUAAGAGCCGCAGGGGCGGCGAAAGCGGCACCAUCACCGUAUUACAUUAAGUUGUUUUAAAGCGGCGGGAAAAAUAUGAGCGCAUCGUAGAUUUCCUUCCAGCGCGCUGUGAGGAAGGAGGUGUGUGCGCGUCGUUUGUUUUCUGCCGCUGAUUGGAAGGCGUCGGAACGUGAAAUCUAGCGGCAGCUGAAGGGGGAAGAGAAGGAGAGUGGCUUCUUUUAUCUGCUCCACAGCUCCUUAGAUUAGAAACUUUUUGAAGGGGGCGUAGAAUCAGCCAGUGAGGAACGGAAAAAAAUGAAUUAAUGCUGAUGAUGGUCGUUUAUCUUCAGAUACUUAGUGUUUUUGUUCUGUGUUUUUUAUUUAGAAAAAUUAUGCGUUUUUAUUAAAGGAUAGAAUUUGUCGGUUGUUGCAAAAUUGCAAUUCGCGUUGACGGCAUUGACGGUUCGUCUUCCAAUUAGUGAGGCGAAAAUGGUUAAGGUUUUCAAUGUGGAAUGAACAAACUUUAAUAUGAAUAUGAUGAAUAAUUUUGUUCCGUAUCAAAUAAGUAUUUUAUAUGGUAGAUUAACAGGCUUUUGUAAGCUUUGGAAAAACGUGAUUGUUUCUGAAAAUUAUUUUGUAUUACAAUGAACAGUUUUAGACUAAACCAUUUGUCUAUACAGGCAAACCUGUUAUUGUGCGGUCCCUUUUCGCGUGAUUCCUCUUUUGUGCGAUUUUAUUACGACAUCGGGUGUUGAAUCACACAAACUAAUCGCACAAAUAAUAAUAUCGCAUCUGAACAGUCACACAAAUGAGAAAUCACACGAAAAUCAACCGCACAAAAACAGGUUUUUCUGUACUGUCAAAUCAGGAAUACAUAUUUUAAUAAUUUCAAAAACUUUCAUACAAAUUUUAACAUUUCAAACCUGGUUUUGAGCCAUCUCAUCCUGAGACAUCUAACCUGCAAUUGCAAUUAGUUUCGUUUUAGGUUUAGUAACAGAUGAAUGAAUUCUUUGAAUAUAAAUUUACAAGUGUAUGAACAAAAAAGGAUUGUCAUAACUGGUGAUUUUAACAUUGAUUGGGACGAGCAUAGGAAAUCUUUUGAAUUAAAAGCAAUCACCCAAGUCGCUGGAUUCAGACAAAGAAUUAGUGAUCACACUAGAAAAAACCAGAACAUCUUCGACGACCACUGACUUAGUUUUUACGAAUUUUGACGAUGGUGUGAUUGAAAUUUUUUAUAAUAGCAAACUAUCGGAUCAUGAAACAAUUGGUAUGGUCUACCAUUUUUCUGAUGUUGACUUUU